AUGAUCAAGAGGUCUGCUGGCGAUGGUAUAUUGAAGAAAUUGAUGGAGAGAAAUCCCAAAGACAUUGAUAUUGAGAACGCUGAUUUCAAAGAUCAGUUUUCGGAUAAUAACAGCCAAGGCGAUAGUGAGAGUGAUAGUGAUUCUGAUAACUUUGCAUCCACCGAGCACUAUUUGAAAGUUGGGAGAAGUAAGCUAAGAGACAAUUCAAUAAAGAUAUCUGAUCCAAAAUAUGCUGGCAAUACCACCAGUCGAACAAAAUAUUAUGCCGAAUCCGAAGGUGAUAGCGAGAGCGAUGCUAGCACUGGCAAUGGGAGUGAUAGCGAUAGUGGUAAAACAUUCUCUCAAAACACAUCAUUUUCAGAUGAUCAGAAUGAAGAAAAUGAAGAAGAUGAUGAAGAAGAAGAAGAAGAUGAUGAUGAAGGAGAAGAGAAUGACAAUGGUAAUUUGAAUAACAAAAAGGAAAAAUUGAAAAAUUUAUUAUCUCAAGAAAGAAAAAUAAUGUUAAAUAGAUUAUCAAAAUCAGCGAAAAAUGAUGCAUUAAAGGGAUAUUCAAUACUAAAGCAACAAAACCAUUAUGAUUUGAUAUUAGAUUGCAGAAUAAAAAUACAAGAUAUUUUAUCAUUAAUGAACUCAUUACCUUCGAACAAUGAGAAUCUUGAUAAAUUAUCAUCAAAUCAGACGGCUUCAAUGAUAUCUAAACUUAAAAAGCAAUUGUAUAAAUUAUUGGAAGAAAUAAUCAAGCUGAGAAUUCAAAUGAACGAAAAAGAUAAUAUAAUUGACAGCAAGAGGGAUAAUAAAAGUAAGAGUAAAAUAAAGAGUAAAAAAAGAACUUUGAGUGAGUAUUUCAAUCAAACUAGUGAAUUGGAUGAUAUUCUACUGUCCUUUUCAAACAAUACAUUAACCAAAUGGUCAAAUAAAAUACAAUCGAUAUCUGGUUCAUCUGCAUUAAAUAAUUCUAAAUUUAGUGUGGUUAAUCAGUCAAUAACGUCACAAAUUGAUUCGAAUUUAGCGAAUAUGGAUCGGUUAGUUAAAAGAACAAAGAUCAAUAGGAAAAACGCUAAAGCAAUAGAUCAUGAAAUUGAGUUUGAGAAGCAAAAGAAUCAAAGGAAGCAACAAGUACAGCCAAAUGUGCAAAAAUUGGAAAAUGAAAUGGAUGAAAUAGACGAAAUAGAAAAUAAGAAUAAAAUUGAUCAAGAAUUACAAGAAAACAAAAAUAUUUUUGACGAUAAUGAUUUUUAUAAGAUUUUAUUAAAUGAUUUUGUUGAUAAAAAAAUAAGCGAUUCGAAUUUAACAAAGAAUUAUCAAUUAACGUUAACAAAGUCUAAAUUUAAGAAAAAUUUUGAUACAAAAGCAUCAAAGGGGAGAAAAAUAAGGUACCAGAUUCAAAAACCGUUACAAAAUUAUGAAGCGCCAAAUUUUAAGAAGAAAAGAUGGAAUGAUUAUCAGAUUGAUGAAUUUUUCGCUGGGUUAUUAGGACAAACGGUUAAUUUCAAUGAGGAAACCUCAGAUGAAGAAGUUGGGGAAGAGAGGGAAUACAGAAAUUUUAAUAAAGAGAUGAUAAAUGAUAAUAUAAAAAUCUUUGGAUAA
This is a messenger RNA of Ascoidea rubescens DSM 1968, 1587 nucleotides long. RefSeq names its product rRNA-processing protein BFR2 (gene BFR2). The coding region runs from base 1 to 1587 and encodes 528 amino acids. Gene Ontology annotation, biological process: maturation of SSU-rRNA from tricistronic rRNA transcript (SSU-rRNA, 5.8S rRNA, LSU-rRNA). The transcript has a single exon. Lineage: Eukaryota; Fungi; Ascomycota; Saccharomycetes; Ascoideales; Ascoideaceae. Gene Ontology annotation, cellular component: nucleolus; nucleus. The record is from RefSeq and is a predicted model, not a curated record.